Messenger RNA from Lodderomyces pseudojiufengensis, 1848 nucleotides. RefSeq names its product salt homeostasis regulator (gene PPZ1). The transcript has a single exon. Gene Ontology annotation, cellular component: cytoplasm; nucleus. Gene Ontology annotation, molecular function: protein serine/threonine phosphatase activity. The record is from RefSeq and is a predicted model, not a curated record. Bases 1 to 1848 code for a protein of 615 amino acids. NCBI's taxonomy places the organism in Eukaryota, Fungi, Ascomycota, Pichiomycetes, Serinales, Debaryomycetaceae.
AUGGGUAAUAAUUCAUCUAAACCCGGCACCAAAAAUUACGGUGGAGCUCCAUUGCAACGUACAGAUACAUCUACAUCUGCGAAAUCCUCAAGAUCUUUAAGGAGUAAAUUAUCUUUAAAUAGUAUGAAUAACAAUAACAUCACCAAUAAUGAAUAUAACUCGAACAACAAUUCAAAUGAUCAUAAUCAAAAUCACCAGAGUGAAGGCAAAAACUCAGCUACGUCUACUUCUAGACCCAACAAUGAAGAAAAUGCUUCAAAAGUUUCUGAGUUAAGCAACAAUGAACCAAUUUCAAAUUCAAUAGCUCAGAAAAACCUCUCGGCCGAAACUAACCCCGAGAUACCGUCAUUUUCGAGAAACAAUAGCUCGUCUAAUAUAUACUCAACUUCAUUCAGCGACAAUAGUAAUUUACCACCUUCGAUGAUGCAAGUCCAACCAAAAGAGCCAAUUCUUAUCAGAAGAAAUACAAAUGAAACUCUUAAUACAUCCAUAAGUGUCUCCGGAUUAGAAUCGCCAAGUAUGAAUUCACCAUUAUCAACCUCAGCAAAUAACUCGAAUGGAAACAGCAUAUCAAGAACUUCAACCAAUCACUCCAUACCGUCUAUAAAUCAUCAUUUAUCUCCACAACCCACAAAUUUGUCUUCAGACAUAGACCCAACGGCUAAUGAUGAUGAGACAAAUAAUUCAAAACAAUAUUUACUGGCCCCAAAGUCACCAAACAUAUCUAUUAAUAACAAUGAUGAUACUAAAAGUAUUCAAAGUAGUAGGCAGUCACUGGCUGCUGAUUUGACAGAACUUUCAAAGACGACUUCAACUGUCAAUAAUCAUCUUCACAAACAGUCAACAACUUCUUCCUCUUUAGGUGGAGGUAGUAAUACCAUAGAUAUAGAGGAUUUAAUUCAAAGGCUACUAGACGCGGGUUAUAGCGGUAAAAGAACCAAAAAUGUUUGUUUAAAGAACACUGAGAUUCAAUUAAUAUGCUCUACGGCUAGAGAAAUUUUCUUAUCACAACCAUCCUUAUUGGAAUUAUCACCCCCAGUUAAAGUUGUAGGAGAUGUUCAUGGACAAUAUGGUGACUUAAUUCGAAUUUUUACGAAAUGUGGAUUCCCACCGCAGACUAACUAUUUAUUUCUUGGAGAUUAUGUUGACAGGGGUAAGCAAAGUUUGGAAACUAUAUUAUUAUUACUAUGUUAUAAAAUCAAAUAUCCAGAGAAUUUUUUUCUUUUAAGAGGAAAUCAUGAAUGUGCAAAUGUAACGCGAGUAUAUGGAUUUUAUGAUGAAUGCAAAAGAAGAUGUAAUAUCAAAACUUGGAAGUUAUUUAUAGAUACAUUUAAUACCUUACCUAUAGCAGCAAUAGUGGCGGGUAAAAUAUUUUGUGUUCACGGCGGAUUAUCACCAGUUUUAAAUUCCAUGGACGAGAUACGAAAUAUUGUAAGGCCGACUGAUGUUCCGGAUUUCGGACUACUUAAUGAUUUACUAUGGUCAGAUCCAGCUGAUACUAUAAAUGAAUGGGAAGAUAAUGAAAGGGGUGUAUCUUAUGUUUUUUCAAAAGUUGCCAUAAACAAAUUUUUAAGUAAAUUUGGGUUUGAUCUAGUUUGUAGAGCUCAUAUGGUUGUUGAAGAUGGAUAUGAAUUUUUCAAUGAUAGAACAUUGGUAACUGUUUUUUCAGCGCCAAAUUAUUGUGGUGAAUUCGAUAAUUGGGGAGCAGUGAUGAGUGUUUCUGAAGAAUUAUUAUGUUCUUUUGAAUUAUUAGACCCAUUAGAUAGUGUUGCAUUAAAACAAGUCAUGAAAAAGGGGAAACAAGAAAGAAAAACGGCUCAAACUUUACAAAGGAUUCAAUCAAGAUGA